CAAUAAUAUACAGUUAAAACAUAUAAAAUGCAAAAUUCAUUGUAAAAAUGUUUACUUGCUGCUGAUGAUAAAUACAGAGGUUCAAGUAAGGUCCAACAAAGUCCUUUCAUAAAUCAAAUCAGAUGUGGUUCUGACCCUGUCAAAAAUAUUUUAUGAUUGAGAUUCCUGUUCUCAGACGCAAUUUCCUGUGUUUGUGAAGUAAGGAGAACGAAAGAGACAGACAAUAAAUUUUCAGGAAAGAAGAAGAAGAAGCAGGAUACUGGAGGGUUUGUGCUUCAGUUAAAACUGCCACCCACACAUGACAAACGGGCUUGUUUGCCAACGCUCACUCUGAAGUGAGGAGCUCCUCUGCAGCUUGUCUGACUCUAUGAAAGGAUCCACUGAUGCAGAGCUGCUGCCUCCUCCUCCUCUACAGGCCUCAGAUGACUGCUUGUGUUCAGCUUGUGCUGGCUGCCACCCUGUGGAUGAUGCCUGGAGGCAUCAGUGCUUAUCGCAGCAGACGUAAACCAGCAAUUUCACCCAGAGAGAUGAAUGCCCUGCUGGAUUACCAUAACCGAGUCCGCUCUCAGGUCUUUCCUCCUGCUGCUAAUAUGGAGUACAUGCUGUGGGAUGAGGAACUUGCUAAGUCAGCUGAUUCAUGGGCUUCACGAUGCGUUUGGGAUCACAGUCCGACACAGGCCAUGAAAUACGUGGGUCAAAACCUGUCAGUCACUUCAGGAAGGUACCAGUCCAUCACAGAUCUGGUCAGGUCCUGGAACGAUGAGAGGCAUCACUUCUCCUACCCAAACAGGUGCAGUGGAUCAGUGUGCUCUCACUACACUCAGAUGGUGUGGGCGAGCACCACCAGAGUGGGAUGUGCUGUCAGGAAGUGCUCCAACAUGGACGUGUUCGGCAGCACCUGGAGGGAAGCAACGCUGCUGGUCUGCAACUACUUGAUAAAAGGAAACUGGGUGGGAGAAGCUCCGUAUAAGACUGGAAGGCCUUGUUCUGUCUGUCCACCCAGCUACGGAGGCUCCUGCUGGAGAAACCAGUGCACACUGAACAAAAAACCCAGGAGACUUUAACACAAGAAAGAAGCUAUUAACACAACACAGUGUUUUAAUUUUUAAACUGAAAAAAAAAAAAUGCACAACAGUUCCAGAUAUGACUCACAAAAGCUGUACAACAAGACAAUCUGGAUAAAUGACGCAUGUGUCCAGUUACCACUGUUACCAUUUGUACUGUAAAUACUUUAUUUACUGCAACACUUGAAUUUCUAUUCCAGUUACAAAAUAAUGUUAAAACUGUUAUUUCCUUUGACUUUCAGGAGCUUUGCACUGUUACAACCCGUUUAAUAAUAAUAAAAAAGCAGUUUUAUGCUACAAGUUGCUCAUUUUAGGCCUGAUAUACAUCUUUGAUUGUCUUUCUAAACUGUGAACUCGUUCCCACAGUAAAUGACAAUGCAUUUAUGGUUGCCCGUUUGCCUGACCGAACGUUAAUUAAGUUAUAAAUAACUGAUGAGGCUGUAUAUUCAGUACAAGUAAUCCGCUGUUCACCACUUGUGUUUAUUCACUGCAGCUGCAGGAAAUUUUCUGUCCUGCAUUUCACCUCAUUACAGCUCACCAUUUACCCAUCAGAGACUUUCUCUGUCAUAAACCCGAGCCUAAUGCAGCUUUUAUGGCCUAAAAUACGAGAGAAUCAGCUGUGCCUCCCAGUUCAACUGAUUUGUGGACACACACACACACACACACACACACACACACACACACACACACACACACACACACACCCAAACGUAAAACGUUUGAUACAGAAACCAGUCUCUCCCAAGCAAACAAAGUCCCUCACAAACAAGUAUAAAGAGCAGCUGAGAUCAGCACUUUGUUGACUGUAAUGAUUGUUUAUUUAGCAGCUCUAUUCAGAAAUGGAGAGUGGGUGUAAUUUUCUUUCUUUGUGGAAGGUGUUUCUCCUUACUCUACAUUUUUGUGCAGGUGUGGUUUUUACAGGUAAUUGCAUACACUGUUUUCAGCAUUUCAAUCAAUCAGUUUCCACUGAUACAAACAGAUGUUUGGAAAACACUGUUAUCCUCGCUGGAUGAAAUUUUCAUGAGAAUAUCCAUACCGCCUCGUGCCUGCAGACGAUUAGCAAGAGAAACUGAACUCGGAAGAAAGCAACAACAAAAUCCUUUUCCUAGUAAAGCUAAGCCUAUUAAAUUAACACAUUAUAUUUAAUCUGGCUCUUCUUUAGAUGCUGUUACACUUACUGUUUUUUACAUUUUAGGCGAUUUUAACUUAACAAGCAGUAUUAGUGUGUUAGUUAAUGAGCUUUAGAGGUGUCAGAGAGUGGAUUUUGCAAUCUUCAGCCAGAGUCUUAAACUAAGCAAAUGGAAAGUAUUAAUGUAUGUUUUUGAAGCUGGCCAAAGAAAAUAUGACAAAUUUCCCUAUGGUAGCAAAAAUGGUUGUUUGCAUGCAGCUGAAAAGUGCCAGCAGGAUAUAGAAUUAUCUAAAAAGGACGGCUCAUUUCCAAAUCAAAUGUACAGAUUUUAUCUCUUUUUAUCCAUCUAGAUUGUUUGGUGUGUGUCCCAGUUAGCUCAAGGAUGAAAACAUAACAUUUUGUGAGCCAUUUCAUUUGGGAAUUGUUCUCUGUCUACCAAACUAUACCUGUCAACCAACUGAAGCGUGGGCUUGCCAGACUUUACAGCUCCGGUGAGGGGAUGGCAUCCAUGUUUACACGCCAACCGUCUCACUUAGCAGAAGAAAGCCAGAGGAGGGUUUGUGACACUGUAA
This is a messenger RNA of Oreochromis niloticus (Nile tilapia), 2765 nucleotides long. RefSeq names its product R3H domain containing-like (gene r3hdml). The coding region runs from base 384 to 1064 and encodes 226 amino acids. The record is from RefSeq and is a predicted model, not a curated record. Lineage: Eukaryota; Metazoa; Chordata; Actinopteri; Cichliformes; Cichlidae. The transcript is spliced from 6 exons.